This is a messenger RNA of Penicillium odoratum, 1071 nucleotides long. RefSeq lists its product as uncharacterized. Bases 1 to 1071 code for a protein of 356 amino acids. The record is from RefSeq and is a predicted model, not a curated record. The transcript is spliced from 5 exons. NCBI's taxonomy places the organism in Eukaryota, Fungi, Ascomycota, Eurotiomycetes, Eurotiales, Aspergillaceae.
AUGUCAUCUGGCUACGAUGAGCAGAGUACUCAAUCGAAGCAGCGUGUUACAACAAUCGUAUUGGCUGCACUGGCUAUUAUCUUUCUUUGCCUCCGUCUGCUCGCUCGACGAGUGAAGAAGGUGCAUUUGGGGGCCGAUGACACGACCCUGAUUGUGGGACUAAUAUUUGUUUUGGUUGUUGCAGGGGUCAAUCUUGCUUGCGUUGAAUAUGGCAUGGGCAAACACACAAGUACUAUCCCUCUGGAUAGACAGGGCACAUUUUUCAAGAUCCUAAAGCUUGUCUUUGCUUUCGAACCCCUCUAUAUCACCACGGCCGGCGUUAUAAAAUUAUCUGUACUUCUUAUGUACUACCGCAUCUUCCCCGUCCGCUAUGUGAAAAUCGGCGGCUUAAUUCUUGGCGCAGUAACCCUCGCUUGGGUCAUUUCGAUGGAUUUCUUAGCCAUCUUUCAGUGUUUCCCGAUCGCCAAAGCAUACAACCCCACACUCGCAGGUCAUUGUAUUAGUCUCAAAGGGGCACUCAUUGGAAAUGGUGUUCCAAACUUCGUGACAGACAUGUUCAUUCUAGCUCUACCUUCGAAGCUGAUAUGGGGUCUACAAGCAAGUUUGUGGCAGCGUGUAUCAGUCAUUGCCAUAUUUUUGACCGGAAGCUUCGUCGUGUUUGCGAGUAUUUAUCGCUUCAGCUUGAUCUUCAUCUUCGACAUGAACGAUGUUGCCUGGACACUUGCUGAUGCACAAACUUGGUGUGUUGUCGAACUCGCAGCCGGUGUCAUUUCAGCCUGUCUACCCACAACGGCUCCUCUGAUCAAAAUUUGUACUAAAGGCCUUGUUUCCACCGCAAAGUCGAUAUCGAAGUCUAAUCUGACUCAAUCGGAGGAACGAGUGCUUUCGCGGACAAGGGUAACUACACAUUCGAUCAACGCUGAGAACAAUUUCAACGCCAGUACAAAUAGUGCGCGUCGUGCUAGUAAUGGAGACUACGUCUUGGAGGAAAUGAAUCCUGGUCAUCGAGGAAGUUCGCAUUUGAAAGGCAAAGGAUGGACGGUGAUAAGCGCGGAGCAUGAUAGCGAUUAG